This is a messenger RNA of Archocentrus centrarchus (flier cichlid), 3920 nucleotides long. Its product is annotated as very low-density lipoprotein receptor-like. NCBI's taxonomy places the organism in Eukaryota, Metazoa, Chordata, Actinopteri, Cichliformes, Cichlidae. The record is from RefSeq and is a predicted model, not a curated record. Gene Ontology annotation, biological process: receptor-mediated endocytosis. Gene Ontology annotation, cellular component: plasma membrane; apical plasma membrane; signaling receptor complex. Bases 115 to 3801 code for a protein of 1228 amino acids. Gene Ontology annotation, molecular function: protein binding; hormone binding; calcium ion binding. The transcript is spliced from 22 exons.
GUCUGUGAUGGACAAAGAAACUGCCCCGAUGGAUUUGAUGAAAAUGGCUGUGCAGUCCAUUGUGAAAACUCAAAUGACUUCUUGUGCAGCGACCAGAAAAAGUGUAUCCCUGGAAUGCAAGUGUGCGACGGCCGUGCCCAGUGUCCCGACGGCUCUGACGAGAAUCGCUGUCAAUCACCAAAUCCUGCUGCUACCUCCUCUGUUGACGUCCUUAUGACCAGAUCGACCCCUCUGAAGUGCCGCAAUGGUUUUAAGCUGUGCAAGGAUGGCCUGGACUGUGUUAUGUAUAGCCACUUAUGUGAUGGAGAAAAGGACUGCAAGGAUGGGUCAGAUGAAGAAGGAUGUGCUGUUCAGUGUAAAGCAGCGGAGUUCCAGUGUUCUCAUGGGAAAAAAUGCAUCCCACAAGAGCAGGUGUGUGAUGGGCAAAACGACUGUCAGGACCGAUCUGAUGAAAUUAACUGUUCAACUAUGACUGAGGGCUGCCAUCAGCGCUGUGAUAACGAUACUCGCUGCAUACCAAAGAGCUUCCUGUGUGAUGGAGAGAGAGACUGCGCUGAUGGGUCAGAUGAAGAAAAGUGUGGUUUGGUAACCUGUGUGACUCACCAGUAUCGCUGCGCUAGCGGUCAGUGCAUAUCUGAGGCUCUGAGAUGUGAUGGAUAUGCUGACUGCGGUGACGGCUCUGAUGAGAUGCACUGUUCAAAACCCCCACGCUGCCUCACGAAGCUCCGAUGCCCACACAGUCAUAAAUGUUUGCAGAAAGAGUGGCUCUGCGAUGGUGAAGACGACUGCCAAGAUGGCUCAGAUGAGAAGAACUGCAGUACUCCUCCAGUGAAGUGCUUGAAGUUCCAGUGGCAGUGUGGAGACAGCAGUCAAUGUAUUCCACUGUCAUGGAGAUGUGAUGGGAAGGAGGACUGUUACAAUGGCAUCGAUGAGACAAAAUGCAGCCAGAGAAAAUGCCCUUCUCACCUUUACCAGUGUGACAGUGGAGAGUGUGUGAACACCAACCUGGUGUGUAAUGGCAUCACUAACUGUGCUGAUGGCUCAGAUGAGGGUACAAAAUGUGUGCAAUACAGCUGUUCCACUCCAUCAGCUCCUUUCUGUGACCACCACUGUGUCAGCACCCCUUAUGGACCGAAGUGCUACUGUGCUGCAGGUUUCAGACUGUCAAGCACCAUGGACUGCGUGGACAAUGACGAGUGCGUUUCAGCACCUCAUGCCAUAUGUAAACACAUCUGUCUGAACACCCGUGGAUCCUACAGCUGUCAAUGCCACCCUGGCUUCUACCUGGAGCCUGACAACAAAAGCUGCAAGACAAAAGAUGAGCCCUUGCUUCUGGCAUCCGUGCAGUCACAGCUGUUCUUGCUGGGAGUCCAUAGUGGCACAUUACAUCUUCUCCUCUCUACCAGUCGGCCCGCCUUCUCACUGGAUUAUCACUGGGUUCAACAGAGAAUUUACUGGCUGAGCACAGACUACCAGAGCAUCCGCUGGGUUGACAUGGAAAACCCAACCAACAGAGGAAACCUGGUCAAAGGUGUGAAGUCAGAUUUUAUCGCAGUGGACUGGGUUGGUAAGAAUCUAUACUGGGUGGAUGGCUUGGUUGGCCAAAUUCUGGCAGUGAAACUCAGCAAUACCACAGUGAGGUCUCAGGACUGCACCGUGGUCCUGGGUGAAGAUCUGGAGCAGCCAAGCUCCUUGGUCCUGCUGCCACACAAAGGGUUGAUGCUGUGGUCCGAGAUUGGCAGCACCCCUCAGAUUGAGCAGUCUGGGAUGGAUGGUUCAGGGAGGAAGGUGGUGGUGAGCCACAGUUUGAGCUGGCCAGUCAGCUUGGCCUAUGACCUCCUAGAUAACAGAGUGUACUGGGCAGAUGAGAAGUUGCGCUGCAUAGGCUCAGCCUCACUGGAUGGAGACGACAUCAAGAUCCUCCAGUUGGCUGAAACGCCAAACCCUUUCUCAGUGGUGGUCUUCAAUGAUCGUGUUUUCUGGUCUGACACAAAGAGAAGAGUCAUACGCUCAGCUGACAAAAACACUGGGAAAGAUCAAAAGGUUGUUCUGAAGAGACCGGGACAGCCAUUUGGAUUAAAGCUGAUGCAUGCCCUUUCACAGCCAGCUGUGUCCAGCCCCUGUGACCGUCUGCGCUGCUCCCAUCUCUGCCUUCUGGCCCCACCGUUGUCAGGCAGAUCUACUGCAUCAGGGUCACCGGAAGCUACUGCAGUUUGCCGAUGUCCGAAGGGUCUGCUGCUUUCCAAGGACAACAUCACCUGCUCUCGGCCCAGGGAUUCAUCUUUCAUCUUGCUCCUGUCUCGAAACACAGUCUAUCAGAUUUACUUGCGCUCCAUGCGACGGGAUGGUGUUGCCCUGAAAAAAAUGGCAAACAGCAGAGUUUUAGCUCUCCCCGAUGUAAAUGAAGCCAUGGGGCUAGAUGUCUCCAUCCAGGAGUUGUAUGUGGCGUAUGCAGGAUCUGUAGAUGUUCUAAAAUUGGGCAGCUCCAGGUCAAGACAAGGACUCACACCUGCUGGACAAAUCAUCAAGCUGAAGGAUGAUUCAGUCAUGGCUCUGGCAGUUGACUGGGUGACAUCUAACCUCUACUGGAGCAGCAGCUCAAGGCCCAGCAUCCAUGUGACAUCCCGCCAUGGCGGCUACACUACGUCACUGCUGCAAGGAUCGCUGACGGCUACCACAUCCAUCGCGCUACACCCACCCUCAGGUCAACUUUGCUUCACAGCAGUGGUUGUGGCAGGUGGGGAGAGCCAGAUUGAGGUGGAUUGUGCCUGGAUGGAUGGCCGUAACAAAAUGGUGCUGUGGAGGAAGUCGAAGAUCCCCAUCUCCCUGGUGUUCUCCAAUAAGGGCACCAGAAUCUACUGGGCUGACACUGAUGGAGUGAUCAGCUCCAUUGGAGUGGAUGGAAAAGGUUAUAAACAGUUUAAGGCAGGCCCUGAUCUGAUUAUCUCCUUCACAUAUACUGAGAACAUCCUCUUCUGGGUCACCCAGGGAAAAGAUGUGACCAGAUUAUGGUUCAGUGAUGGCCUCCAGCCUAAACAACUGUGGUUUGAGACGAAGACCAGCGUAGUGGAACUCAGAGCUUACAGCAAUGACAGCCAGUCGGGAAACAAUGGCUGUUCCAAAAACAAUGGUGGGUGUGUCCAUCUGUGCCUGGCCUAUCCCGGAGGCCGGACGUGUAGAUGUGGGCGUGGCUUCUACAGCAUAAAUGUCACUUCCUGUGCCCCAGUCCCUCCUUGUCCCCCUGGAGAAGAAUCCUGCUUUGACCGCAGAAAGUGUAUCAGCAGCAGCAAGUUCUGUGAUGGCCACGCCGACUGUCCAGACCAGUCAGACGAACAGGACUGUCCAGCUUCAAACUCUGCCUCAUUUGGGACCAAAGCCACUGAUGGCCACACUCCAGAGUUGUCGUCAUCAUCUUCUUCCCCCAAAGCCAACAAGAACGCUGUUUCAGUUAAAAACUCUGCAUCCUGUGAUUUGCAACGCUGCAGCAAUCACGGGAGCUGCAUCACGGAGGGCAAAGUCACUCGCUGCCAGUGUCUCUCCGGUUACAAAGGAGAGUUUUGUCAAGAGGAAGAAAGUCAAAGCCAUGUGGGGGUGAUCUUCGGUGUCUUCUGCCUCAUUGCAGCACUGAUAACUGCUGGUUUUAUUUUCACUAAAAGCAGGAGAGGGUGGGCGUUCAUCAAAAGCAGAUCCACAGACAAAGAAAAUCUGAUGGCCAACAUGAGUCUACCCUGUGAUCAUGAUUCUGACUCUGAGGAGGUGGAGUCCCCAGUUGACGGAAACCCUCCGGCACAGCUCCAAUAGCCUGCUCUGCAUACCCUGAGAGAUGAUGGCUGCUUAUCUGAUGCUGCAGGUGGUUGUGCAAGCUGUGGUCUCGGCUUUAUAACAACUUGGAAUUUCUCAGGUGUCACGUAAUGAUUUGU